Molecule: messenger RNA, 3357 nt
Organism: Psilocybe cubensis
Lineage: Eukaryota; Fungi; Basidiomycota; Agaricomycetes; Agaricales; Agrocybaceae
Exons: 5
Coding region: 1-3357 (1118 amino acids)
Source: RefSeq, a predicted model, not a curated record
AUGGUCGGGUUCUCGCCGAUUGACACCUCCGAAGAGGCCCCAAAUAUCUUCUUCGAAGACCUUGCGGCGUCAGCGUGCCCUUUGACUCGCCACCAACGUGGAUGGUUCACUUCAUCCCUGUCUCUCAACCCUACCUCCAUGCCCACAAUCCGGCGCAGAGUCAUUCGUAGGAGCAACGCUAUGCGUGUCACGAAUCACGACCGCGAUCGGCGGGACUCUGGUGGUCUCGAGAGCCUGUCGUCGAGCGUCGCACCCCCGUGUUACACCUCCCAGCGCGGGCCUGGCUCUUCUGUUGCUGCGAGCGAUGAAGCCCCUCCCAGCAUCGCGCCGUCAGAAGACAACGACAGUGUAUCCAUGCACUCGUGCCCGGAGAUUUCCAAUCAGGAAAUUUUGCCGUCUCCGUAUUCCACAGAGGACCUCUUCGCUGAUAUGCAUCGCAUGGAUGACGAUCCCGGUGCAGGGCCUGUCGUAACUCCCUCUAUCCAAACGCACAGCUGCACCCACGGGUACACACAUACUCACAGUCAAUGCACAUUCGACAACCCACCGCCACCCGCCACCGCCGACUCGCAUCUAGACCAUGCUCACUCCAUUGCACCCACCACAUCCAGCCCCUUUCCCGCCUCCGAGUCAUCAUCUAGCCCGUACCCUUUCGAAAAUCAGCGACGAACCACGCGACGCUCCUCGACGCCCUCCACCCCAUACGCAACUCAGCGCGGCCGUGCCUCCGAUGUCUCUUCUCCAUCGCCACGGCCCAUUCUGUAUCACCACCGGCACAUGUCGCAGCCCGCUGCGAUUGGACACCUCACUCAGCGCUCACUCAAGGCCGGGUACGAGCUCCACCUCGACCCGGACGACAUUCUCGCUAGCGAAAACGACCCCAACAAUAGUAACAACAAUACCCCGCCCGUGCACACGCCCCUCGCGAAUAGCACAAUUACCUUUCUCCAAGACGAUCCCUACGCCUCACCUUCCCCGGCCAAUCAUCGUAGUGGCCGUGCGACCCCACACGCGCAUCGUCGUGCGUACAGUGCGCUGUCCACAAGCCACCUCCCCGCAUCCGCUUCUGCCUCAACCGCAUACCUCCCAACAAAUCAACGCGCGACGAACUAUGUGUCGCUUUCACGUAAGAGCACGGCGUCGAAAGGCUCAUUUUUUGCGUUUGGACGGAAGCCUACGCACUCGUCGAUUACGGGCACUUUUACCAUUGAUCCAGGGUUGCGCGUGCCCGUAGCGUUGCUCAAAGCCGUCGAGCCGAGGGCGCUGGCGCGGGCACUGUCGACAGCGGCAGCAGGUGGUAAAGGGGUGAAGAGUGACGCCAUGUCUGCGUCAUUGAGAAAGCCGGUAUCGUCCAAUAAAACGCAUCCACAAAGCAGUAGCAACACUACUGAUGUUGCAGACAACGGGCCGAAGCCGGGGGUCCGGCGGAAGAACCUGGUGCUGGAGGUGGAAAAUGGGGGGAUUGAUGUGGACGUGCAUCUCGUGCCUGAGAUGGCUGCGAGUACGGAUGGAUUUUCGCGUCGGAGGUCGGUUGAUGCGCGUGCGCAUGUGCAGGAGGGGUCUGGGUUUGUGAGACGGCCGCGGUCGAGCACUCGGCGGACCCUCGUUGAGGGUGAGGUGAAUGACCUCCCACCUCCGACGCUCAUCGAUCUAAGGCUCAAGGAUGUGUCGGGAUCGAGACGGAGCAGGUCAAAGGAGUUUCCUUUGAUUGCGCGUAUCCACGCACCGAUACCGCGCCCGCCAUUUCACCUCUUUGCAUCGACUAUCAAUAUCACACCAGACGACGACGCGGAUGUGGAUUCGGUUCCUGCGUUGGAUGUUGGCAACAUUAACAGUGAUAAACUCGUACAGGAAGCCCGGCUGUCAGCGUCGCUGUCGCCUCCCCUCGCGUCGUCUACUCCCACCAAUACACCAUCCGUGCCCGUGCCAGCACCGACCAAACCCACUACGGUCCUCCGCAAACUGCCCACUCUCGCGCGCUCAAACUUGACACUGCACCUCCCCACCUCCUUCCGUGGGCCGCUGACGGUGCAUGUUGCGGCGGGCAACAUCGAUGAGCAUGUGCGGGUGUCGAGGGGAGUGAGCGCAGCUGCUGUGGUACUAGCGGAGAGCGCGGGGAUGCGGGGGUUUUAUGUUGGUGGGGAGGGAGAGGGUGUUGUGAUGUCUGGUGGAGGAGUUGUAGUAGGAGAUCAGAGUGCGAUAUCCUACCGGCGUGUAGUUGAUGCAGACCCGGGCGAUAACGAUGCAGCAGGGUACGCUAACCUUGUGCCUUCUGGCACUGAUGAUCAGGGGGAGGAAGGGGAGGAGGAGGGGGAUGGUGAGGUGGACAAUGAGGAGGAAGAGGAUGAUGAAAAUGCGGAGUGGUUGGGGGACAAGGUGGAUGUGGUGGUUGGGGAUGGGAAGGUGUAUUUGCAGUUUGUAGGGGAGGAGGAUCCGUUUGGGCAUAGGAGGGGGUUUUGGAGGACUUUGUUGUUGGGGGGUAUGAUCCUUGACUCGUUCCUCCUAUCAUUUUGUACCGCGUUGUUGGCAGAUAUCUUUUCAAGAUACUAUCUUACCAUGAUGUUUUACUCUGCGCAGAACUGUCGGCAUCCUUAUCAAGUACCAGCGCCCAGGAUACUAGCUUCCAACACAGACGCGGCGGACGUGGCGCGGAGAUUUCAUGGAUUGAGUCGCAUCGCUGAACAUGAAUUGUUGCCUUUAUGUCUCGAUAAUGAUUGGAUCUUCCUCGGGGACAUGGAUACGCGUGGAUCACGGCGAGGCAGCAACUGUGAGCAAUCUCUGAGUGUGCUCUCUCGGCCCCUGACCUUCGGGUCCCCGAUGACAACGAUGCACCCGCCCAGCGAACUAUGCUACAUCGCUGCUGUGGUGCGGGGCGUGACUCUCCAACGGUACUAUACGAGACAAUGUGGCUGCUUCUCUGAUGACGGAGCGAUGCUCCGCCGCGCAGAAUUGGCUAGCUGUGGGCGCUAUCACAGACAGGGGCUCAGCCGGGACGCGACUCUCACGCGUGCCCCGCGAUUGCUGGAUUUUACUCGGAGUCUCGGCGCGUUUACGUGGGGGUAUCUCUCUUUGCCGGGUGAGGACCAGGUCUCUUCGUAUUGCACUCUUAGCAAUAGGAUGCCGCUCUCCGAGUGUCUUUUGCAAUUGUUCACAGCUAUAAAGCGGCCUUGGGCGCAGUAUAACAGGAGUACUUCUAUGCAGUGCGAUACGUCGACGCCACCUGCCCCGUUGACGUAUUAUAUCUUAUGCUUCAUCCGCGACUACGAGAAAGCACGGGCGUUGCAAGUACUGGAGGUGAGUCGCCAAAUCUCUCGAGAACUUGUGUCGGAUUUUGUCGUGCUCAUUUUGGUGGUAUAA